This is a messenger RNA of Abrus precatorius (Indian licorice), 735 nucleotides long. RefSeq names its product bidirectional sugar transporter SWEET4-like. The transcript is spliced from 6 exons. Gene Ontology annotation, biological process: carbohydrate transport. Gene Ontology annotation, molecular function: sugar transmembrane transporter activity. Gene Ontology annotation, cellular component: membrane. NCBI's taxonomy places the organism in Eukaryota, Viridiplantae, Streptophyta, Magnoliopsida, Fabales, Fabaceae. The record is from RefSeq and is a predicted model, not a curated record. Bases 1 to 735 code for a protein of 244 amino acids.
AUGGUGAACGCUGCUAUAGCUCGUAACGUUGUCGGCGUAAUAGGCAAUAUCAUCUCCUUUGGCAUGUUCUUCUCACCAGCUCCAACAUUCUAUGGAAUUGUAAAGAAGAAGGCAGUGGAGGAGUUCAAGCCAGAUCCUUACAUAGCUACGGUGCUGAAUUGUGCGUUUUGGGUGUUUUAUGGAAUGCCUUUUGUGCACCCUCACAGCAUUUUAGUCCUCACCAUCAAUAGCGUUGGCCUUGCCUUCGAAUUUGUCUAUCUUACCAUAUUUUAUAUCUAUGCUCCAAACAAAGGACGGAAAAAGGUACUACUUUUUCUUCUCAUCGAGGUUAUUUUCUUUGCCGCCGUUGUUCUUGUAACAUUGCUGGCACUGCAUGAGACUCGCCAAAGAUCGCUCGUGGUUGGUAUUCUUUCUGACGUCUUCAAUGUUAUGAUGUAUGUUGCUCCUCUUACGAUCAUGGCAAAGGUUAUAAAAACAAAGAGUGUGAAAUACAUGCCAUUCUGGCUCUCUCUGGCUAACUUCCUUAAUGGUGUGUGCUGGACAACAUAUGCUCUAAUCCACCCCUUUGACCUCUAUGUCCUGAUCAGCAACGGUAUCGGUGCAAUCGCUGGGUUUGCUCAGCUCGUACUAUAUGCUUGCUACUGCUCCAGCAAGAGUGAAGAUGAUGAUGACGAUCAUGACUUGAAACCAACUGGGGUUCAACUCUCCAAUUUAAACGGAAGAGUUGCAGUCUGA